This is a messenger RNA of Desarmillaria tabescens, 1077 nucleotides long. RefSeq lists its product as uncharacterized. Gene Ontology annotation, cellular component: fungal-type vacuole; cell periphery. The transcript is spliced from 4 exons. Lineage: Eukaryota; Fungi; Basidiomycota; Agaricomycetes; Agaricales; Physalacriaceae. Bases 1 to 1077 code for a protein of 358 amino acids. The record is from RefSeq and is a predicted model, not a curated record. Gene Ontology annotation, biological process: positive regulation of catalytic activity.
AUGUUUCCGAAUCUCGUCCCUCUGACAUUGGUUCAUUCCAAUCUGUUCCUUCCCCGAGUCGGUGGUGGACGUUCACCCAUCCUUGGCCGUCCCAUUCUGGUGCUACAAGUUAUCCAGGUGACCCCUCAAAGUCGGAGAAGAAGCCCCAAAAUUCUUUCAAGGAUCGUUCCAUGGCAUGGCUUCCGUCUUCUGCUGCCGCCUUUCGGGAGGGCUCGUCCUUUGUCCGCCGUGGUGAAAAAGGACCGGAUUCACCAGAGCAUACCCAGCGUCAUCGCCGUGAUUGGAAUCUGUCAAUCACUCUUCCUACCCCCGUUGCCAACCCGUUUACUCUCACCCAUAACUGCUACUCCCGGAUGGGAGACGCCUUGGACUGCGCGACCUACUGCCCAAGGACCAUCGCGCCCUGAAGAAAGAGACGACGCCUAUGGCUUUGAGGAUGCAGAACGCGCUUCCUCGUCGACGAGUAGUCGGGAUAUCACCGUCUGGCAGCGUCGGAAAAAACGUUUCAGGGCAUUCAUUCUGUCCAAUACUUAUGUUCCUCUGCUUUUUCGUUUCAUCAAUCUCACAUUUACAACCAUUGCUCUUGGUGUCGCUAUAAGAGUACGACAACGAGAACGGGAAUAUGGCAUCAUGGGUGCUCUUGGAAGCUCCCCCACCCUCGUUAUAAUUUUUGCACCGUUGACGCUAGUACACGUCUUGACAGCAGUAUACCUCGAAUACUUCGGCCGUCCCCUAGGUUUGUGGCGAACUUCAGGGAAACUGGCACAUACACUAUUAGAAGUGCUUUUUAUAUGUGCUUGGUCAGCUGCCCUCUCCCUCUGCUUCGACAAUUUCUUCACUUCUCUAGUUCCAUGUGCCUCGCCGUCCGCCACCUCCUGGUACAACGCACUUCCUCGUCCAGCUAGUAACCUUCCCACUUUUGAAGACAGCGUCGGCGAUACCCUUUGCGACAGCCAACUGGCUUUAAUAUGCCUUGUAGGAGUCGGCCUUCUGAUGUACUGCAGCAAUUUGGUGAUAAGCCUUUUCCGAAUAUUCGAAAAGGUCAAAUAUCACCCAACCGCCACAGGUUAUUCAUGA